AUGGCUUCAUCUCCAGAUUCUAGUAGUACGGUAGAUAGGCGGCAGCGGCCUGUUUCCACCAAUCAGACUAGCGCUUAUGCACGCGCACGGACGUCUCCUCGCCCGAUCUUUCCUCAGCCGGAUGCUCCCGGUAGUGCUUCUACCAGGGAUGAACCGAGCAGUAGCUUGGACCGUCCUCGCCCUACCCUUCCUCGAGUGGUUGUCCCCACGUUCCCGGAGCGGAACCGCCCGCAGGGACAGCAGAAGCGCAACGCCGAUGCUGACCCGCCAUCCCCUCGCCAUCGCAUGACGAAACGCCAGCGCAAGGGAAUCACCGCGAAGGAGAAGCUCCACUGGUUGAAGAUGCAGGACUCGCAGCCUGACCUGUCGAAUCGCGCCCUGGCGAAGCUCGCGAAGGUGCAGCCAUGCCAGAUCCGCGAUUGGAAGAAGAUGAGGGAGCGGCUCGAGGUCUCUUCCAGCUGCCGUCGUCGCCUCAUGGGAGCUGGCCGCAAGUCCAAGUUCCCUUUCUUGGAACGGGCGGUCUACCGCCAGUUCCUCAAGCACAGGGGGAGGGGGCUCGCCGUUUCGAUCAGCAUGCUCCAGAAGUGGAGCGCCAAGUACAUGAAGCACCGGAUGCCCGGGGGUGAGGUGGAAGUCCUUGACGACGUCAACGACCUGGUUGACGACGAGCUCGUCGUCAACCCCUUCUACGCCGAAGUCCCCAUGCCGGCCGAGGUGCUGCAGGCGGCGGCAGAGGAGGCUGACGCCGCUGAGGAGGACGCGGAAGCGGCGGCGGCAGAGGAGGAGGGGGGCAUGCUUGAGGAAGGCGGGGAGGGAGAGGAGCCCAGCGAUGACGAAUGGUGGCGCCCUAGCCGCUUUGACGGGGAAGACUGUGAAGAAUGGCAUGCAGGAGACGAUUCUGAGUAG
Closterium sp. Naga37s-1 is the source of this 906-nucleotide messenger RNA. Lineage: Eukaryota; Viridiplantae; Streptophyta; Zygnematophyceae; Desmidiales; Closteriaceae. The record is from the annotation of a GenBank genome assembly.